AUGCGGGAAGCGGGGGCAUGUUGCCCGGGUGUGCAGAGCAGCGAACAAGUCGUCACCCGCAUCAUCGCCCCGACGGCACCAACGUCCCCGAGCCGCACCGAAAGACGACAGCCGACAGAUGACAGGAAGCCUGUCAUCGGAAGCCACCAUUUUCAGCACAAACAGCAGACAGAAGAUCCACGUCACUCUCUGCCUCGACGGCGCGCCGUGCGAGAUGGAGGUGGAUUCCGGGUCGGCGGGAGGGAUUCGUUCACAGUGGAGUUCAAGGGAAAAAGUGCUGUGUUGUCAUGUUUAAUAGCUGAGGGGAACCGAACCAACCUGCUCGGGUUGGACUGGUUUGACCCUCUGGGUAUUGCUGUUGUGGGAGUUAAUACUGUUGUGGAAAAUAAAUGGGCUGUAUUAUAUUCUGAAUUUCCUGAAGUGUUUGGGGGUGGUUUGGGAAGGUAUAACGGUCCCCCAGUGUCUUUUGACUUGGAUCCUGGUGUUAGGCCUAUCCGCCUUAAAUACAGGAAGGUGCCCAUUCCGUUCAAGGCAAAAAUCGAGGCCGAACUCGAUAAGUUGGUUGAGCAAGGGGUAUUGGAACCAGUGCCUUUUGGCAAAUGGGAAACUCCCAUAGUAACUCCUAUUAAACCUGACGGGUCAAUUCGGAUAUGCGCUGAUUACAAGUGCACCAUUAACAAAGCCUUGCAGCAGCAUUCGUACCCUGUCCCGGUCAUCAGCCACGUUUUGGCGUCACUGGGAGGGGGCAAGAUAUUCGCCAAACUCGACCUAGCCCAGGCAUAUCAACAACUCCCAGUAACAAAGGAGGCGGCUGAAGCUCAAACUAUAGUAACGCACAGAGGGGCGUUCAGAGUGAACCGACUCCAAUUCGGAGUGAAUGUCGCACCGGGGAUUUUCCAAAGUCUCAUGGAGGGGUUACUGAGGGGGGUGCCUGGCACGGUGCCGUAUUUUGAUGAUGUGCUAAUAGCGGGCAAAUCCGAAGAUGAAUUGUUGCACCGAGUUAGGGAGGUGCUCAAGCGUUUUUCCGAUGCGGGGCUUAAGGUAAAAAAGUCCAAAUGCCUGGUGGGGGUCCAUAGUGUUGAAUUCUUGGGAUUCCGGGUGGAUGAGUUCGGGGUCCACCCCACAAACGAUAAGGUAUCCGCAAUACAGCAUGCACCACGGCCACAGGGGAACAAGGAGCUCCAGUCCUUCUUAGGACUCCUUAAUUUUUACCACGCCUUUUUGCCCCAUAAGGCGUCAGUGGCUGCCCCAUUGCAUAACCUCCUGCACAAGGACUCCAAGUGGAAGUGGGGCCCCGAGCAUGAGCGAGCGUUUAAGGGGGUGAAAGAAUUACUGUCAUCAGAUGCUGUGCUGACUCAUUAUGAUGAGAACAAGCUACUGGUGUUGGCUGCUGAUGCGUCACCAUAUGGGGUGGGGGCGGUGCUGAGCCAUGUCAUGCCGGACGGGCGGGAGGCCCCCGUGGCGUUCUAUUCCAGGUCGUUAACAGCAGCAGAGAAAAACUACGCGCAGAUUGAUAAAGAGGCUUUGGCGCUUGUUUCUGCUGUUAAAAAGUUUAAUGACUUUCUGUUUGGAAGGCGUUUCAUUUUGGUAACGGACCACAAGCCCUUGCUAGGGAUCUUUGCCCAGGACCGGCAACUCCCUGAUGUUAUGUCCGCUCGCAUGUUGCGGUGGGCAUUGUUCCUCUCAGCAUAUGAGUUCGACUUGGAACACCGGCCGGGUAAGGCAAUUGGACACGCUGAUGCGAGGGGGUGGCCGGCAGGGACUUUAGAGCCGGAAUUCAAACCGUAUAAAAUGCGGGAAAACGAGAUGUCCGUAUCCAAGGGCUGUCUACUGUGGGGAAACCGGGUGGUUGUGCCUCAUCGCUGGCGCGAAAAAGUGCUGAAAUCACUUCAUGAGGGCCAUCCCGGUAUGGUACAUAUGAAAGCUCUGGCCCGGGGAUAUGUGUGGUGGCCCGGGUUGGACGCUGAUAUUGAGGAGUGGGUUCGGGGGUGCACGCCAUGCCAGCAGGCGAGGGCCGACCCACCAACCGCCUAUCCGCAAAAGUGGGAAUCGGCGGGAAAGCCUUGGUCAAGGCUACACAUCGACCUGGCGGGCCCGGUACAAGGGCAAAUGUUCUUAAUUGUUGUGGACUCAUUUUCAAAAUGGUUGGAAGUGGCGCCAAUGUCUACCACCACUUCCACUGCUGUAAUUAAUGUUUUGCGCCGUCUUUUUGCCACACAUGGGUUGCCUGAUGUUUUAGUGAGCGAUAACGGCGCUCAAUUUGUUUCUUCUGAAUUUGUACAGUUCCUAACCAACAAUGGCAUAAGGCAAAUGACUUCGGCCCCGUUCCACCCUGCCUCUAACGGCCAGGCGGAA
Molecule: messenger RNA, 2355 nt
Organism: Gekko japonicus
Lineage: Eukaryota; Metazoa; Chordata; Lepidosauria; Squamata; Gekkonidae
Exons: 3
Biological process (GO): DNA integration
Molecular function (GO): nucleic acid binding
Source: RefSeq, a predicted model, not a curated record